ACGACCCUUAUGGGGUUGAGCCCGUGAUGUCUCCCGAGUGAAAGCGCCCAGCUUUGGCCUGGAGGCUUUGGGGUUGCUAUGGCGACUUGAGUUGGGUCGAGCCGGGCCUGUUCAGACGAAGCGAGCCGUUCCGUCUCUCAAAGAGUCUCUGUUGGGGGUCGCACCUGCUGACUGGAAAGAGCAGAGAUGUAAAAUGAAGGUGCCGGUUGCUGUCAUUCGUCUGCCCCGCGGGCCCGAUGGAUCAAGCCGGGGCUUUGAUCCCAACUCGCUUCGUUUCCAAGCGCUGGGCCCUGCCAGCCUCUCCUCUGCCAUCCCCGGGAACGCAGCGGACCUGGAGCAGGAGCAGCAAGGCCGCGUGGCGCUAAGGGAGCGCUACCUACGCAGCCUGUUGGCCAUGGCCGGACGGCCCGUCAGCUUCGCCAUGUACGAGAGGGUCAACGUCACGGCCUUAUUCGGAGCCUCCGACAUUGACAUCCUGAACUUCCAGGUCUCCGAGCUACAGACGCCGCUGGGCGUUCAAAGGGAGGCCCUCCUCCGCUGUUCAGACAUCAUUGCUUACUCCUUUGAGCUCUGAGGGCUUCUCCUUGCGGCGUCCUUUUUGAUAAUAAAACAUGUUACUGACAA
Messenger RNA from Elgaria multicarinata webbii, 624 nucleotides. It is a transcript of the gene GEMIN7, whose product is annotated as gem nuclear organelle associated protein 7. Gene Ontology annotation, biological process: spliceosomal snRNP assembly. The coding region runs from base 194 to 574 and encodes 126 amino acids. Gene Ontology annotation, cellular component: SMN-Sm protein complex. The transcript is spliced from 3 exons. The record is from RefSeq and is a predicted model, not a curated record. NCBI's taxonomy places the organism in Eukaryota, Metazoa, Chordata, Lepidosauria, Squamata, Anguidae.